AUGGCUGGCAUACCAUUCAACUCCUACCACGGUCCAGAUUCGGGUCCUCUUCCCCCAAGCGUCGGUAUGGCAUUCCCAAACUUCCCAUUUCCCAUGGGCUACGCGCCAUCGCCUUAUGGCUGCCCCGAUCAUUACUCUACGGGCUACGGCCCACCAGGUUUUGCAGCUCCUCCGUAUCCUUUUUCCAGCACUCACCCCGCGCCCCCUUCUGCCGAUAAAAGCGGUAUGCCCGGUAUCACGUCAAGAAUCAAUUCGACGGCAUCGGUCUUCCCCCAGGCUACAAUUACCUCUUUCCCCCCUCUCUACUGCCUGUGCAUGUCUUCAUAA
This is a messenger RNA of Botrytis sinoallii, 327 nucleotides long. RefSeq lists its product as uncharacterized. Lineage: Eukaryota; Fungi; Ascomycota; Leotiomycetes; Helotiales; Sclerotiniaceae. Bases 1 to 327 code for a protein of 108 amino acids. The record is from RefSeq and is a predicted model, not a curated record. The transcript has a single exon.